This is a messenger RNA of Cuscuta campestris, 3009 nucleotides long. Lineage: Eukaryota; Viridiplantae; Streptophyta; Magnoliopsida; Solanales; Convolvulaceae. The record is from the annotation of a GenBank genome assembly.
AGGCAUUGAAUUUUAUUUGAUUUUAAAACAUUUUUUUAAUUCUUCUUCAUUCUUCUGGAUGAGUACUUUUGCCUAAUCUCAUCAAGCCGAUCAGAAAUUGCAGAGAACUCAGCCCUAUUUGCGGCUUUGAUUUCCAAAGAUGAUGCUAAGAUCAUACACAAACCUUUUAGAUUUGGCCACAGGCAAUUUCCCAACAAUGAAGAGGGAAGGAAGACGAAUGCCGAGGGCAAUGUCUGUACCUGGGAACAUAUGCGUUCUUGACGAUCAACAGUCCCAUCACAGCGCUGCAUUCUCUGACAAUCCGUCCUCACUUUCCAGUGAUAGGAUGAUCAUUGUCGCGAAUCAGCUGCCACUUAAAGCUACAAGAAACGCGGACGAUAAAGAAUGGAUUUUUACCUGGAAUGAAGAUUCUUUGCUGUUGAGACUCAAAGAUGGGUUGCCAGAAGACAUGGUGAUCAUAUACGUGGGGUGUUUAUGCAUCGAUGUUGAUCCAGUGGAGCAGGACGAUGUUUCUCACCACCUACUGGAGAAGUUCAGAUGCAUCCCCACAUUCCUUCAGCCAACUGUUCUUGAAAAGUAUUAUGAGGGCUUCUGCAAGAAACACCUAUGGCCUCUUUUCCACUACAUGUUGCCCUUCUCCCCGGAUCAUGGGCCCCGCUCUGACCGUUCUCUGUGGCAGGCAUAUGUUUCGGUCAACAAGACUUUUUCCCAGAAAGUGGUGGAGGUUCUUAAUCCGGAUGAAGAUUUUGUUUGGAUCCACGAUUAUCACUUGAUGGUGUUGCCCACAUUCUUGAGGAGGCGGUUCAACCGGUUAAGAAUUGGUUUCUUCUUCCACAGCACUUUCCCUUCUUCUGAGAUUUACAGGUCUCUACCUGUUAGGGAAGAGAUUCUGAAGGCUCUGUUAUGUUCGGAUCUCAUCGGUUUCCACAAUUUUGAUUACGCGCGCCAUUUCCUCUCUUGCUGCAGCAGGAUGCUGGGGGUGGAGUAUCAUUCGAAAAGGGGUUAUAUUGGGAUGGAGUACUAUGGUAGGAUUGUUGGUGUAAAGAUUAUGCCCAUUGGAGUCCACAUGGGACAAAUCGAGUCGCUGAUGAGGCUUGCAGAGAAAGAAACGAAACUUGGAGAGCUUAGGAAACGAUUUGAAGGGAAAACUGUGUUGCUUGGGGUUGAUGACAUGGACAUCUUUAAAGGCAUCAACUUGAAGCUUCUAGCUAUGGAACACAUGCUCAAACAACACCAAGAAUGGCAAGGGAAGGCUGUUUUGGUCCAGAUUGCCACCCCUCCCAAAGGGAGAGGGAUCGAUUUGGAGGAGAUCAAAUCUGAAAUCCAAGAAAGCUGUAAGAGAAUCAAUGGAGAAUUUGGAGAAGAUGGGUAUGAACCUGUUGUUCUCGUCGACUCACUCAUAUCAAGCAGUGAAAAAAUGGCUUAUUAUAACAUUGCAGAAUGUCUUGUCACCACACCUGUAAGGGAUGGGAUGAACCUGAGGCCAUAUGAGUACGUUAUUUGUAGGCAAGGAAUACCUGGUGGUGCAGAAACAGACUUGGGCUCGGGCUUUGGUGAGCCCAAGAAGAGUGUUUUGGUCUUAUCCGAAUUCAUUGGGUGUUCACCUUCGCUUAGUGGGGCAAUCCGGGUCAACCCGUGGAACAUUGAAGCUACUGCUGAGGCAAUGAAUGAGGGUAUCUCGAUGGGUGAAGCAGAGAAACAGCUCAGGCACGAGAAGCAUUAUCGCUAUGUCAGCACCCAUGACGUGGCGUACUGGUCUAGAAGCUUCUUGCAUGAUUUGGAGAAAAAAUGUGCAGAUCACUUCAGGAAAAGAUGCUAUGGUAUUGGGUUGGGGUUUGGUUUCAGAGUCGUGGCCUUAGACCCCAACUUCAGAAAGCUAUCAAUAGAUGAGAUUGUCUCGGCUUAUGUUAAGGCAAAUAACAGAGCAAUGUUGCUGGAUUAUGAUGGAACUGUUAUGCCUCAGAGUUCUAUCAUAAAAUCGCCUAGUGCACAAGUCCUCACCAUUUUAAACAAAAUCUCUAGUGAGAAGAAGAAUGCAGUGUUUAUAGUUAGUGGGAGAGGAAGGGAAAGCUUAAGCAGCUGGUGUUCACCUUGUCAGAAGCUGGGGCUUGCAGCAGAACAUGGCUACUUCAUGAGGUGGACACAAGAUGGUGAAUGGGAAGAGGCGAGUCAGAACUGCGACCUUGGAUGGAUGCAACUUGCUGAACCAGUGAUGCAAUCGUAUACAGAUGCAACAGAUGGGUCUUGCAUUGAAAAGAAGGAAAGUGCGAUCGUGUGGCAGUACAUUGAUGCAGACCCCAGUUUUGGGUUUUCUCAGGCCAAGGAGAUGCUUGAUCAUCUUGAGAGUGUUUUAGCCAACGAACCUGUUGCUGUCAAAAGUGGGCGCUCCAUCGUAGAAGUCAAGCCACAGGGAGUUACCAAAGGAUUGGUUGCAGAAAAGGUAUUCACAAAGAUGGCAGAACAAGGGAAAGCAGCAGAUUUUGUGCUUUGCAUUGGGGAUGACAGAUCAGAUGAAGAUAUGUUUGAAAUGAUUGAUAUUGCACUCUCUAGAGAUAUCCUCUCCCAAAGUACAAAGGUUUUUGCCUGCACUGUUGGACAGAAGCCCAGCAAAGCCAAAUACUAUCUGGAUGACCCCUCCGAGGUGAUACUCAUGCUUCAGUCUCUAACUGAGGUCACCUCCGAUGAUGAUAACAAAUAAAGUCGAAAUUCUGCUUAAAUGGAUCCCUCUUCAUGGCUGAGAAAGGGAGAAGUCUUGUUGUUUAUCAAAACUUUGAAGAGAUAGUAAAAGUCCUGCAGACUGAAGCAAAUUAUGAAUUGAAUCCCUAGAAAAAUAAUCAGUGCACCCAGUACUCUUUUCUUAUUCGGGCAUGCACAAUUUUGCUCGUUAAGGCGCUGAGCCUACUCUAACAGCUAAAGGCCAUGCACUGCUAUUUAGAAUACUCAUUGUAUCAUUGUAUGUUAGCUCUUUCCUGGUUAAAUUGAAUCCACAAAGAAAUUGUCUAAAUAAUA